This is a messenger RNA of Mytilus californianus (California mussel), 3468 nucleotides long. RefSeq names its product fibroin heavy chain-like. The transcript has 6 exons. NCBI's taxonomy places the organism in Eukaryota, Metazoa, Mollusca, Bivalvia, Mytilida, Mytilidae. The record is from RefSeq and is a predicted model, not a curated record. Bases 5 to 3349 code for a protein of 1114 amino acids.
AACAAUGCUUCGGUUGAAACACCAUUGUUUACUAUUACUUCUUAUUGCAUUGGCAAAAGGACAGCGAUAUGAUGACGAUAACGACGGUUACGAUCAUGGCGGUUACGGAAAUGGUAAAACAAAAAUCAUAGUAAAUAAAGGACAUGGAUACGGUUACGAUAACGGCGGUUAUGGAAAUGGUAAAACAACAAAAAUUAUAGUAAAUAAAGGACAUGGAUAUGGUUACGGUUACGGCGGUUAUGGAAAUAGAGGACAUGGAUAUGGUUACGGUUAUGACGGUUAUGGAAAUGGUAAAACCAAAAUUAUAGUAAAUAAAGGACAUGGAUAUGGUUACGGUUACGGCGGUUAUGGAAAUGGUAAAACAACAGAUAUUAUAGUAAAUAAAGGUCAUGGAUAUGGUUACGGUUACGGCGGUUAUGGAAAUAGAGGACAUGGAUAUGGUUACGGUUAUGACGGUUAUGGAAAUGGUAAAACAAAAAUCAUAGUAAAUAAAGGACAUGGAUAUGGUUACGGUUACGACGGUUAUGGAAAUGGUAAAACAACAGAUAUUAUAGUAAAUAAAGGUCAUGGAUAUGGUUACGGUUACGGCGGUUAUGGCAAUAGAGGACAUGGAUAUGGUUACGGUUACGACGGUUAUGGAAAUGGUAAAACAACAAAUAUUAUAGUAAAUAAAGGACAUGGAUAUGGUUACGGUUACGGCGGUUAUGGAAAUGGUAAAACAAAAAUCAUAGUAAAUAAAGGACAUGGAUAUGGUUACGGUUACGGCGGUUAUGGAAAUAGAGGACAUGGAUAUGGUUACGGUUAUGACGGUUAUGGAAAUGGUAAAACAAAAAUCAUAGUAAAUAAAGGACAUGGAUAUGGUUACGGUUACGACGGUUAUGGAAAUGGUAAAACAACAGAUAUUAUAGUAAAUAAAGGUCAUGGAUAUGGUUACGACUACGGCGGUUAUGGAAAUGGUAAAGCAACGAAUAUUAUAGUAAACAAAGGGCAUGAAUAUGGUAACGGUUACGGCGGUUAUGGAAAUAGAGGACAUGGAUAUGGUUACGGUUAUGACGGUUAUGGAAAUGGUAAAACAACAGAUAUUAUAGUAAAUAAAGGUCAUGGAUAUGGUUACGGUUACGACGGUUCUGGAAAUGGUAAAACAAAAAUUAUAGUAAAUAAAGGACAUGGAGAUGGUUACGGUUACGGCGGUUAUGGAAAUGGUAAAACAAAAAUUAUAGUAAAUAAAGGACAUGGAUAUGGUAACGGUUACGGCGGUUAUAGAAAUGGUAAAACAAAAAUUAUAGUAAAUAAAGGACAUGGAUAUGGUUACGGUUACGGCGGUUAUGGAAAUGGUAAAACAAAAAUUAUAGUAAAUAAAGGACAUGGAUAUGGCUACGGUUAUGACGGUUAUGGAAAUGGUAAAACAACAGAUAUUAUAGUAAAUAAAGGUCAUGGAUAUGGUUACGGUUACGACGGUUCUGGAAAUGGUAAAACAAAAAUUAUAGUAAAUAAAGGACAUGGAUAUGGUUACGGUUACGGCGGUUAUGGAAAUGGUAAAACAAAAAUUAUAGUAAAUAAAGGACAUGGAUAUGGUAACGGUCACGGCGGUUAUAGAAAUGGUAAAACAAAAAUUAUAGUAAAUAAAGGACAUGGAUAUGGUUACGGUUACGGCGGUUAUGGAAAUGGUAAAACAAAAAUUAUAGUAAAUAAAGGACAUGGAUAUGGCUACGGUUAUGACGGUUAUGGAAAUGGUAAAACAACAGAUAUUAUAGUAAAUAAAGGUCAUGGAUAUGGUUACGGUUACGACGGUUCUGGAAAUGGUAAAACAAAAAUUAUAGUAAAUAAAGGACAUGGAUAUGGUUACGGUUACGGCGGUUAUGGAAAUGGUAAAACAAAAAUUAUAGUAAAUAAAGGACAUGGAUAUGGUAACGGUUACGGCGGUUAUGGAAAUGGUAAAACAAAAAUUAUAGUAAAUAAAGGACAUGGAUAUGGUUACGGUUACGGCGGUUAUGGAAAUGGUAAAACAAAAAUUAUAGUAAAUAAAGGACAUGGAUAUGGUUACGGUUACGACGGUUAUGGCAGUGGUAAAACAAAAAUUAUAGUAAAUAAAGGACAUGGAUAUGGUUACGGUUACGGCGGUUAUGGAAAUGGUAAAACAAAAAUUAUAGUAAAUAAAGGGCAUGGAUAUGGUUACGGUUACGACGGUUAUGGAAGUGGUAAAACAACAGAUAUUAUAGUAAAUAAAGGACAUGGAUAUGGUUACGGUUACGGCGGUUAUGGAAAUGGUAAAACAAAAAUUAUAGUAAAUAAAGGACAUGGAUAUGGUUACGGUAACGACGGUUAUGGAAGUGGUAAAACAAAAAUCAUAGUAAAUAAAGGACAUGGAUAUGGUUACGGUUACGACGGUUAUGGAAAUGGUAAAACAACACAUAUUAUAGUAAAUAAAGGACAUGGAUAUGGUUACGGUUACGACGGUUAUGGAAAUGGUAAAGCAACGAAUAUUAUAGUAAACAAAGGGCAUGGAUAUGGUUACGGUUACGGCGGUAAUGGAAAUAGAGGACAUGGAUAUGGUUACGGUUAUGACGGUUAUGGAAAUGGUAAAACAAAAAUUAUAGUUAAUAAAGGACAUGGAUAUGGUUACGGUUACGACGGUUAUGGAAAUGGUAAAACAACGAAUAUUAUAGUAAAUAAAGGUCAUGGAUAUGGUUACGGUUACGAUGGUUAUGGAAAUGGUAAAACAAAAAUUAUAGUAAAUAAGGGACAUGGAUAUGGUUACAGUUACGACGGUUAUGGCAGUGGUAAAACAAAAAUUAUAGUAAAUAAAGGACAUGGAUAUGGUUACGGUUACGGUGGUUAUGGAAAUGGUAAAACAAAAAUUAUAGUAAAUAAAGGGCAUGGAUAUGGUAACGGUUACGACGGUUAUGGAAGUGGUAAAACAAAAAUCAUAGUAAAUAAAGGACAUGGAUAUGGUUACGGUUACGACGGUUAUGGAAAUGGUAAAGCAACGAAUAUUAUAGUAAACAAAGGGCAUGGAUAUGGUUACGGUUACGGCGGUUAUGGAAAUAGAGGACAUGGAUAUGGUUACGGUUAUGACGGUUAUGGAAAUGGUAAAACCACAGAUAUUAUAGUAAAUAAAGGUCAUGAAUAUGGUUACGGUUACGACGGUUAUGGAAAUGGUAAAACAAAAAUUAUAGUAAAUAAAGGGCAUGGAUAUGGUUACGGCUACGACGGUUAUGGAAAUGGUAAAACAAAAAUUAUAGUAAAUAAAGGGCAUGGAUAUGGUUACGCUUACGGCGGUAAUGGAAAUGGUAAAACAAAAAUUAUAGUAAACAAAGGACAUGGAUAUGGUUACGAUUACAGCGGUUAAAUAAAGAUAAAAGAUACAGCGACAAUGCAUAAGACUUAGGUUGAACUAGAAUGUACUGGCUAUAAAGACCUUUUUUAUUGCUGCUUCUAAUAAAAAAUUUCUUCAAAGCAUCUUACAAA